Messenger RNA from Plasmodium reichenowi, 2103 nucleotides. RefSeq lists its product as hypothetical. The record is from RefSeq and is a predicted model, not a curated record. NCBI's taxonomy places the organism in Eukaryota, Apicomplexa, Aconoidasida, Haemosporida, Plasmodiidae. The transcript has a single exon. Bases 1 to 2103 code for a protein of 700 amino acids.
AUGAUAAUAAAAAAGAGAAAGAAAAAAAAUUCGAGAAACACAUAUUUCAUAUAUAUACUGUUCAUCCUGUGCGUAAUUCAAAUAAAAAUAUUAUUAUCAAAAGAAGUUUCUUAUGGCAAUUUACAGAAUUUAAAAUUUCAAGCUAAUGAUAAAGUAAAAUCCCGGUGUAUGUUAAAAAAGUUACAUGUUCAUAAUAGUAAGUAUGCAUUUUUUUUUCAUAACGUCAAAAGAAAUAAAAAAAAGAACGUGUGUAAACUAUACUUUGUGAAUAAUAAUUAUAAUAAUAAUUAUAAUUAUAAUUAUAAUCAUAAUCAUAAUAAUGCAAUGCGCAUAAAAACGAAUCGAAGGAAACGUAAGACGAUUAAUAAAAAUAUUGAAGAAAAUAAUUGUAUAUAUAAUUUAUUUGGAAAAAAAAAUAUUAUAAAAGACGAUGUAACAGAAGUUAUUAAUAACUCGAAUAAAUCAGUUAACAACAUGGAUAAUAAUUAUAGUAGUAGUCAUAAUAAUAAUGAUAUUAUAAAAAAAAGUUCUGAAUUAAUUAAACACUUAAACUUUAAGUUUGACGAAGAAUGUAACGAUAUUAUAAUAAGAAUAGGGAAUUUUCUAGAAGUGUCACCACAUUUAUUAUUUAAAGAUGUUUGUGUGAAUUUAAAUAAAUUAUUUACAAAUUUAUAUACAAACGAUAAUGCAAAUAUUCCUUUUGGUAGUACAGAACAUACAUUAAAUGUAAAUGAGGAUGUUAUUAAACUUAAUAAAUUUAAAAUAUAUUGUGUACUAGGUUUAAAAGUAUUAAGAACAUUUUUAAUAAAAUAUCUAAGAAGUAUUAAAUUAUGUAUUCCUGUUGAAGUAAGAAAAAGAUAUAUAUAUGAUUUUUUAAAAGUAGAAUAUAUAUCUAAAGCUUAUCAAGAAAAAUAUAAUUUAAUCGAUUAUAAAAUAUUUUCAAAUAUAUCUGAAAAAUUAAAAGCAAAGUUAAUAUAUAUGUAUUUAUCCUUAAAUCCAAGAGAUGUACCAAAUGUUUUAAUAAAAAUUUUCAAGGCUGCAAAUUAUAAUGAUGAAAAAGAAUUAUUAUAUAAUUAUAUAAAAAGUUGUAAAUUUACUUCUAGAGGUGGAAAAAGAUUUGCUAGAAUAAUCAAUAAAGAAUAUAUCACAUUAUACGAUAAAGAAAAAUUAAUUAAGAAACAUUCUUGUGAACAUGAUAUAUUAUGGAUGAGAUUUUUUUCUUUACUUAAAGAACAUAAUAACGAAAUUAUAAAUAAAACAAAAAUAUUAAGACAAACAUAUCGUCUUGUAUUUAGUAAAAUUAAUUUUUUUGAUGAAAAAAUUGUUAACCUAUUUAAAAAAAGAGGAUUUGAAAUAUUUGAUGAAAAUAUAAGUAAAAAUUUAAAUAUAAAUAAAUAUAUAAAACUUUCAACAAAUCAUGAUAAUAUACAAAACGAUAACGAUUUCACUACAAAAGAUAAAUUAAUAAUUGGGCAUUAUAGAAAAUUGUCUAUAUUAAAUUAUAUUCAUAACUUGAAAAAUUUUAUUCUUGAUUAUAUUCAAAAGAAACAAAGCUUACAUCAUAAUUUUUAUUUAUUAAAAAAAAAUAUUAACCUUCCAAAGAAUAUAUACUAUGAUGAUACAAUAUCGAAAAAUACAAAUUUAUAUCAUUUUACAAACAUAAACAAAAAUGAACAUCAAGAGAGUGUAGUAAAUAAUACAGAACAAAAUUUAACAAAUCUUGAUAAUCAUAAUAAGGAUAAAGAAAAUGUAAAUAAAAUUAACGAUAAUAAAAAUAAUAAUAAUAAUAACUAUGAACAUGACAAUAAUAUUAAUCAUUCUAAUGUAAUUACUACACCUAAUAGCAUUCAACCAGAAAAAACACAACAUCAUAAAAUUGAACAGUCGAAUAAUAUUUCUGUUAAGAAAAAUGAGACAAAUAAAUUAUCACAAACAAAUAUAAACUUAUAUUGUGAUAAUAUUAUAAAUAAUACUAUAGACACUAUUUUAGAUAUCAUGAUGCAAAAUUCAGGAUUCAAAAAUGUCAAAACGGUGAUGGGUAUAUAUACUUCCUUGUUAAACAAUAAGGAUUUAAAAUUAAUUGACUUUAAAAAUAAAUUCUAA